AGACUUGUGAAGAAUUUGCUGCCUUCUUAAGAGCUUGCUGACUUGUUCUCUUGUGAAAUUUCUUGCACAUCUGAAUAUUGUGGAAGAAACAAUAAAACUACAACAUGAGGAAAACUAAAGCCAUGAAGGUCGAGCUCUGCAGCUUCAGUGGGUACAAGAUCUACCCCGGACACGGGCGGCGCUAUGCCAGGACCAACGGGAAGGUUUUCCAGUUUCUUAAUGCAAAAUGCGGGUCGGCAUUCCUUUCCAAGAGGAACCCUCGGCAGAUAAACUGGACUGUCCUCUACAGAAGAAAGUACAAGAAGGGACAGUUGGAAGAAAUUCAAAAGAAAAGAACCCGCCGUGCAGUCAAAUUCCAGAGGGCCAUCACUGGUGCAUCUCUUGCUGAUAUAAUGGCCAAGAGGAACCAGAAGCCUAAAGUUAGGAAAGCUCAGCGAGAACAAGCUAUCAGGGCUGCCAAGGAAGCAAAAAAGGCUAAGCAAGCAUCUAAAAAGACAGCAAUGGCUGCUGCUAAGGCUCCCACAAAGGCAGCACCUAAGCAAAAGAUUGUGAAGCCUGUGAAGGUUUCUGCUCCCCGUGUUGGUAGAAAACGCUAAGUUGGCAGAUGAGAUUCUUAAAUAAAGACCUGACUAUAAA
Myotis lucifugus (little brown bat) is the source of this 636-nucleotide messenger RNA. RefSeq names its product 60S ribosomal protein L24-like. Gene Ontology annotation, biological process: cytoplasmic translation. Bases 105 to 596 code for a protein of 163 amino acids. NCBI's taxonomy places the organism in Eukaryota, Metazoa, Chordata, Mammalia, Chiroptera, Vespertilionidae. Gene Ontology annotation, cellular component: cytosolic large ribosomal subunit. The record is from RefSeq and is a predicted model, not a curated record. Gene Ontology annotation, molecular function: structural constituent of ribosome; mRNA binding. The transcript is spliced from 2 exons.